UUGCCCGCCGCUUUCCUCGUUCUCGAGGACGGUUCGGUUCACCGGGGUGAGGCGUUUGGGGCCAACAUUGACACUGCUGGAGAGGUGGUAUUCAACACCACGAUGACCGGAUACCAGGAAGUGUUGACUGAUCCAUCUUACGCGGGUCAAUUGGUCACUCUCACGUAUCCUCUCAUCGGCAACUACGGCAUCAACGAGAUCGAUUUCGAAUCCCGGCGGAUACAGGUCAGUGCGCUGGUGGUCCGCCAGCACUGCGACGCGCCCAGCCACGGAUCCAGCACUCGCACGAUUCACGAAUACCUGGAGAGCGAGGGAGUCCCGGGCAUCAGCGGGGUGGACACGCGAGCCAUCACCCGUCGGCUGAGGUCGAGUGGAGUGAUGAUGGGGGCAAUAGCCAGUCAUCCCGAUGCCGCAAGGGCGAAGCUGGAGGCGGCGACCAGCUACGACGAGCUGGACCAUGUACGUAACGUAAUGACCGGCACUGCGUACGAUUGGGGCGGGACACGCCAAAAGGCCGGGGAAAGGCCCUACCGGGUGCUGGUAACGGAUUGUGGCCUUAAAUACAAUAUUCUUCGUGAACUCACCCGGCGCGGCUGUGAAGUGAGUGUGGUCCCUGCCGAUACGCCGGCAGAGGAACUGCUCUCCCUGAACCCGUCCGGAGUGCUUCUCUCACCUGGGCCGGGCGACCCGCGGAUGCUGGAUUACGUGGUCGAAAACGCCCGGCGAAUUCUCGGCAGAGUUCCCGUAAUGGGCAUAUGCCUAGGUCACCAGAUAGUGGCGCGGGCUCUGGGCGCAGAAACAUUCAAGCUUAAAUUCGGGCACCGGGGCGGCAAUCAUCCGGUGCGUGAUAUGUCAGACGGCAGGGUAUACAUCACGGCGCAGAACCACGGAUACGCCGUGAAGGCCGAGUCACUCCCUGCAGGCUUGGAAGUCUCUCACAUCAAUUUGAACGACGAUACGGUGGAAGGGUUGACCCACCGGGAUCUGCCGGUUUUCACCAUUCAGUACCACUCAGAGGCAUCGCCGGGGCCGAGGGACAACGAGUACCUUUUCGACCGGUUCGUGACACUGAUGGACGAUUUCAAGAAGUAG
Messenger RNA from Geodia barretti, 1092 nucleotides. NCBI's taxonomy places the organism in Eukaryota, Metazoa, Porifera, Demospongiae, Tetractinellida, Geodiidae. The record is from the annotation of a GenBank genome assembly.